CCGGUCUGUGUCUCCCCUGGGACACGGCAGCGGUUCUCACGGUAAUCGGCUCUCGGCCGGACAAACUGUGCUCGGUUGUCGCAGGAAAAUGAUGGCGGAUCGGCGUGAUACCGCAGGCGGGGAGACCGGGACGAGUUCAAGACUCCCGGAGUCGUCUGAGCGGCGUUUCCCGGCGGCCGCCCAGCCGGAGAUCAUGAGAGCGGCGGAGAAAGACGAGCAAUAUGCUGCAUACGUUCACGACGCAUGCCGCGAUGCUUUCCGUCAUCUUUUCGGAACGAGGGUAGUUGUUGCUUUCCAAAACGAGAUAAAGCUUCUGGGUCAGACAUUGUAUUAUCUACUGACAACAGGUGCAGGGCAGCAGACAUUAGGAGAAGAAUAUUGUGAUAUUUCUCAGGUUGCAAACUCGUAUGGGCUCCCACCAACACCUGCAAGACGUGUAGUUUUCAUCCUCUACCAAACCGUAGUUCCAUAUCUCGCAGAAAGACUCAGCUCUAGAAUGACCGCUCAUGGUAUGAUCAUGGAUGAUUUUCUGUUUGGGGAACAGGAAAGAAAUUAUUUGAGAGAGAAUCAAACACAACCUUCUAGUAGUGGAAGCUCAGUUUCAAGAGGACUGCUUAUCUCUGCCAUUUCAAAGUUCAAAGAAAAGCUUAUUGGUUUAUGGUUAUGGGCUGUCCAGAAAUGGCCUAUGGUUCUUCCAUUUGCCCGUGAAGCUGCCCAGUUGGCUCUACGAGCAAACCUUAUGUUUUUCUAUUUUGAAGGUUUGUAUUAUCAUAUAUCAAAGCGUGCAGCAGGCAUUCGAUAUGUUUUUAUUGGGAAGCCAUCGAAUCAAAGAAUGCGAUAUCAAAUCCUGGGCAUUUUCCUUUUGGUCCAGCUUUGUAUUCUUGCCGCUGAAGGACUGCGAAGAAGCAAUUUUUCUUCAAUUUCUAGUUCCGGUCAUCCGUCUACACUUGGCGGUCACUUGUCUUCUUCAGGACGAGGAUUGCCAGUUUUGAAUGAAGAUGGAAACCUAAUCUCUGAUGCUACUAUUAAGAUGGGUAGCCUGGGCACUGAUUCUUUAACUACUUCAGAGUCUCAAGCACCAGUGAGCAUCGGCAAAUGCACUCUCUGCUUAAGUACUCGCCAACAUCCCACAGCCACAACUUGUGGUCAUGUAUUUUGCUGGAAUUGCAUCAUGGAAUGGUGCAACGAGAAGCCUGAAUGCCCUCUCUGCCGCACUCCCAUCACUCAUUCCAGCUUGGUUUGCAUAUACCAUUCUGAUUUCUAAACUUUGCUGUAAGAUUUUCUGUAUUAUUUAUUUAUUAUUUAUUUACAUAGGGUGAAAUUUGUAAUUAGUUGGAAUGUAUUUCAUUAUGCAUGUUAGUGAAAUCCUUUCUCACUGCCAACUUUAGAAUCAGCAAUUGAUUGUAAUCUGGCUGCAAGUAUAAGAAUUAUAAUAUGUACGUUUGCAGCAUUUUGUAAGAUUCGUAGAUGAGGCAAGGACCAAUUCAGGCCAAGCCAGGUUAAUAAGAGCAUUGUAUAGGGGGCAUUUGCAUA
Messenger RNA from Phalaenopsis equestris, 1533 nucleotides. RefSeq names its product peroxisome biogenesis factor 10. The transcript is spliced from 11 exons. The record is from RefSeq and is a predicted model, not a curated record. Gene Ontology annotation, molecular function: zinc ion binding. Gene Ontology annotation, biological process: protein import into peroxisome matrix. The coding region runs from base 89 to 1264 and encodes 391 amino acids. Lineage: Eukaryota; Viridiplantae; Streptophyta; Magnoliopsida; Asparagales; Orchidaceae. Gene Ontology annotation, cellular component: peroxisomal membrane.